Messenger RNA from Schistocerca cancellata (South American locust), 1703 nucleotides. RefSeq lists its product as uncharacterized. The coding region runs from base 35 to 877 and encodes 280 amino acids. Gene Ontology annotation, biological process: regulation of transcription by RNA polymerase II. The transcript has 2 exons. The record is from RefSeq and is a predicted model, not a curated record. Gene Ontology annotation, cellular component: transcription regulator complex; nucleus. NCBI's taxonomy places the organism in Eukaryota, Metazoa, Arthropoda, Insecta, Orthoptera, Acrididae.
GGGGUAGCUCGCAUCUCAAAGCGCUUUGUUACAGAUGUCGCGUCGGGGUAACACACUGUGCAGUCUGUCCACGAUGUCUACGGAGAAGCUGAUUGAAGUGGUGUACAGGCAUCCUGAACUAUACGACAAGAAUCACAGAGAUUUUAGGAAACUACAGAAGAAGCAACAACUCUGGAAGACAGUCGCCCGUCAGCUGGGAAGUCGGAAUGGUGACCAGAUGAAACGAAAAUGGAAAAAUCUUCGCGAUACCUACGCAAGAUAUUUGAGGAUCAGCUCGGAAGAGGGUUCUAGCACUAAACGGUGGAUAUGGUCUGAAAAAAUGGAGAUUUUUCGCCCCUUUGUGCCUCUCGGGUCAAGUUCUGCAGAAGUGACUGGCCCCGAACCUGAGAGUCCGUCACUUGAAAUGGGGGCAGAAUCAGAAGACAGUGCACACGAGGAGGAGGCUGCACAGGAGUCGGAGCUAAGACCUGGGUGCCCCCCGACACACCCGCAACACGAACUGAUCACCUGUGAUUUGGACGUCAACACUGAAGCACCUGCUGUACCUAAACUGGAAACAGACAGGUUAUCUUUCCAGGAGCAACUGCCAGCAUCUACUGAAGAAGUUUGUGUGCCACCUGGUGCCAAGAUGAGGGCUGCAACGGCUCCCACAGAACCGCAGGCUCCCGUCAUCACUUAUCUAGAAAGCAGAGCGGGUACUGAUGAAAUAGACAGUUUGUUUCUGGCAUACGCCACGACAGUGAAAAAGUUCUCCCCUAGGAGGCAGGUCAUGACUAAACUAAAAUUGGCACAGCUCAUAGCUGAGGAAGAACUCGCACAUGUGGAUGAAACUGAUCUAUUGGCAACACAAACUUUUAACCACUCCACACUACCGUAAAGCACCUGCCAAUUGGUGUUGCGUGUUAUCGUAGAGGUUCUGACAGGCCUCAUUCUUCUCCCUUCGAACUGUUUAAUUACAGAUAAACCUGAAAACAAGCAGUUACAGUUUUACUUGCCUGUAGUGUAAUAGCUGGGUCUUAAUUACUCAACACUGUUUGUAAAUAAACUGUUAACACUUCCUGUGGUUUAUUAUCUGUAUCAUAUUCCUCCACUUUUAUGUAAAAAGUUACACUGAGGCCAACUUCAGCAGUGUCACUAAGUUCACUAUAUAUAUGAGUAAAAGUCACACAUCUGCCCCUCAGAGUAUAAAAUCUAUCUGCUGCAUCACAUGCUAUCCAGAAAGAUGGCAUUCUUGGACAGUGGAGUGCCUUACAAUUUACUAAUUUUACAUGUAUUUUUACAACAAUGAGUUUUUUUGCAAAAUGUGAUGUAUUACAAUUACAGAUUUACGUAGUCUUAUUUAUGUAGUUGUCACAAAAAUACAGUUAUAAAUCAGUUGUUCUGGUUCAACUUCAGCUGAAGUUGCGCCAACUUUUUAAAGUGAGAUUAAUAACAUUUUAAUUAUUUUGUAUUAAGAACAUUAAAUAGUUUCGUUUUGAAAAUAUUAAGUUGAGGGUAGACAGUCCCUAAAUAAUAAUUAUCAAUGUACCUUAAUACAGAAUUUAUGAUGGUGGUGUUUUACAUCAAAUGGCGAAAAUAUGAAGUUCCAAACAAUGUAGGAAAAGACUGUGAUGAACAAAUUUUCAGGUAGUAGGCAGUAUUGAACACAUGAAGGCAGAAAAGGUAAUAAUUAUUAUUACAUAGUGUAUAUAAUGGCUUUUAAA